AUAUAUAUUAUAUUGCAGGUUGUGGUUGACUGUUGUUGCUGCUGGUGUUUGUCGUCUGUAGCUAUGGCACAGUGACCGUGGGCGGUUUUGUUUACGUUUGGUGGAUUUUGAACAGGUCUUGGGCUGGAGAACAUCAGCUCUAUCUUGCACAACCCACCAACAGAGCAACAUCAAACACAAUGAAAUGACAUUUCCGUGAAUUAUGGAAACCAGCAAGUACAGGAAGAAGAAAUGGGAACUUAUCAUGGGACAUGAGACCGUUUGUAAACUCGUACAGGACAUGUUUGGUGAAAUGCAUCUGUUUCAGCCAAUCAUAACUGAAGAGCUUAAAGGAUUAUGAACGUGAUUUUUGAUGAAUGCUCAUCAAUUCUGUCGCAAUGUUUUCGAGAGGAACAAAAGGGCAGAUGGAUAAAUGCACAUUUAAAACAUUUCUUUUUUUAUCAUGUACUAUCAUUAUUUUUUUCACACUUAUUUUGGCAUACACAAACAAUUAUCCUCGUUACCAUUAUAUGGCUCCAUUCUAUAAUAUGCCAAAAAUCCCAGAGAAUUUAAAUUCAAUAACGCCCAUCAAAGACUCGGAGCAUUUCAUGGUGUCUGCGUUUAUUGACCACAGACUGGACGGGGUCAUUCGAGUCAUCAGCAUAAUCAAGAGAAACAGUCUUCAGCAACUUUACUGUGUUUACUGCAAUCCCACCAAGAUGAUUACUGGAUAUGACUGCAGAACUGUUCAGGCAGAUGUCCAGAUACACAGCGACCAUUUUGGCUUCCCAUUUCAUGUGUCAGAUGUGAUUUGUAAAGGCAAGCACACGCAAAAUGCAACACGUGUCCUCAUAUCUACUAAAGAUUCAGACAACAGUAAUAAUAAUAUGGACUAUCUGCCAAUAAAAAAUCGUGUCAUAACAAAUACUUUCAAGUUUAACUUCACCAUUUGCAUCUCCAACGUCUUUGGCAACUACAACAAUGUACUGCAGUUUGCUCAAACUAUGGAGAUGUACAAGCUUCUGGGUGUACAGCACAUUGUCAUCUAUAACACUAGUUGUGGACCAGACCUGGAAAAGCUUUUAAAACAUUAUGAAACAGAGGGAAUACUGGAGAUUGUUUCAUGGCCCAUCGACAAGUUUCUGAGCCCGUCUCCGGGCUGGAACUUCCAGGAAUUCAAGGGCGAUCUCCAUUAUUACGGUCAGUUAGUAACACUCAACGAGUGCAUUUACAGACACAUGUACCAAUCCAGGUACGUUCUCCUGAAUGAUAUUGAUGAGAUCAUCAUGCCGUACAAACACACCAAUUUACCAUCUCUUAUGAAGGAUCUCCAGUCUGCUCAGCCCAAUGUAGGGGUGUUCCUCAUAGAGAACCACAUAUUCCCCAAAACACAGUUUGAGGACAGUGGGAAGUUCAAACGAGCAGAAUGGCAUAAUAUUCCUGGUGUCAAUAUCAUGGAGCACAUUUACCGAGAACCUGAUCGAAAGAACGUUUACAAUCCCACCAAGAUGAUUGUCGAUCCAAGGAAGGUGCAGCAAACCUCAGUACAUUCCACUUUGAAAGACUUCGGUGGUUCUUACCAUGUACCAUUUGAUGUAUGUAGGAUUGUACAUGUGAGAGUCCCACUGCAGGGACAUCUUACCAAAGACCAACUGUUUGUAGACAAAAGAGUCUGGGACUUUGAGAAAGAACUGAACCCAAACGUUGACCAGGCACUGAGUUUUUCAGGUUUGUUAAGGCCUUAACAGUUUAUUAUAAUUACACAAAUGUGAGAAAUUUAAAAUGUAUGCCAGUUGAGAAAUAUAAUCUCAGCCUGAUGAAGGCCAAAGUAAAGUUAAAAAGGUAAAGCUUUUUUUUUCACUGUACAGCUGAUGUGCUGAUUGUCUCGCAUAUGUCCCUUUCAUUUUCUUACUUCAUUAAAUACAUUUCCUGUUAACUUCCUCUUUCCUUUUGAAGUUAAAAUUACUGUAAAUUUAUAUUGGCAAUUGUAAAUGAUAAAUUAUUAUUAAUUUUGCAUUAUUUUAUGUUCUUGAUGAUAACUGUAAUAUUGUUUUAAUACUUUGUAUUUCUGUUACAUGCAAUAUGUGUCAAUUAUCAUUUGUGUAUUUGUGCAUUGUGUGUCAUUCAAAUGUGCACAUAUAAUAGGCAUGAAGUUUGAACAAUAAUGGUGCUUUAAAAUUUCACAAAUAUGCAA
Molecule: messenger RNA, 2173 nt
Organism: Megalobrama amblycephala (Wuchang bream)
Lineage: Eukaryota; Metazoa; Chordata; Actinopteri; Cypriniformes; Xenocyprididae
Exons: 2
Coding region: 357-1724 (455 amino acids)
Source: RefSeq, a predicted model, not a curated record